Messenger RNA from Coniosporium apollinis CBS 100218, 1185 nucleotides. RefSeq lists its product as uncharacterized. The record is from RefSeq and is a predicted model, not a curated record. Gene Ontology annotation, biological process: lipid homeostasis. Lineage: Eukaryota; Fungi; Ascomycota; Dothideomycetes. Gene Ontology annotation, cellular component: endoplasmic reticulum; membrane. Bases 1 to 1185 code for a protein of 394 amino acids. The transcript has 2 exons.
AUGCAUGACCCCUUCCUCCCCGCGCCCGCCUUCCUCUCCCGCGCUAUCCAACCCGUCGCAGACUACCUCUCCUUCACCACCCUCCCGCUCCACAUUCAUGAAGUGCUCCUCUCCGCGCUAGCCUACCAGCUCAUCAACACCUACGUCUCGCCCUUUCUCUCCUCGCGCCUCUUCCCCCGCACCUACCCCCACCUGAACGCGCGCACCAAGAUCAACUGGGACGUCCACGUCGUGAGCCUCUUCCAGAGCGUAUUCGUGUGCGCGCUCGCGCUAUGGACCAUGGCAGUGGAUGAGGAGCGGAAGGAUAUGAAUUGGAGGGGGCGCGUGUGGGGGUAUACGGGCGCGGGGGGGCUGCUGCAGGCGUGUGCGAGUGGGUAUUUUUUGUGGGAUCUGUUGAUCAGUACAUGGCACAUUGGGGUCUUUGGGCUGGGGCUGUGGGCGCAUGCUGUUAAUGCGCUGUUGGUUUAUUCGCUUGGAUUUCGCCCCUUCGUAAACCACUACGGCCCGAUCUUCAUCCUCUACGAGCUCUCCAGCCCCUUCCUCAACAUCCACUGGUUCUGCGACAAGCUCUCUCUCACGGGCUCAAAACUUCAACUCUACAACGGCAUCCUACUCAUGACCACUUUCUUCCUCUGCCGGCUUGUCUGGGGCUCCUACCAAUCCUUCCGCGUCUUCAGCGACAUCUUCACCGCGUACCAGCACGGGCAUUUUGAAGUCGGGUCCGGGCCGCUCGGGACGAUGAAGGAGGGGGCGAAGAGCGUCACUGCGGAGGACUUAGGAUCUUGGGGGGCGGGUUGGACGGGCGAAGGCGGCAGGAGCGAGAUGAUGCGCUUUGCGAAGGACCAACAUAUUCCGUAUUGGCUUCCGGCCGCCUACCUCGGCGCGAACGCGUUACUCAACGCGCUGAACUGGGUCUGGUUUGGCAAGAUGAUCGAGACGAUACGGAAGCGGUUUGAGCCGCCGUUCGGGACUAAGGGCGUUGAGGGUAGGGUUAGGGGCAGGAGGAGGAAGAGCAUUGAGGAGAAAAGGAACGAGAUGUUAGUUGAGGGGAUUGAUGUUGAUACCGAUAGCGGUGAUGGGAACGAGGAGGAGAGGGAGGUUGAGAUUAGUAGGGGUGUGAAUGGAACUGGGAGGAAGAGUAUCGAGGUUAAGGCGACGGAGGUGAGGAAGAGGAGGAAAGCGUAG